Molecule: messenger RNA, 12069 nt
Organism: Apis cerana (Asiatic honeybee)
Lineage: Eukaryota; Metazoa; Arthropoda; Insecta; Hymenoptera; Apidae
Gene: Hr4
Product: nuclear hormone receptor 4
Biological process (GO): regulation of DNA-templated transcription
Molecular function (GO): DNA-binding transcription factor activity; zinc ion binding; sequence-specific DNA binding
Source: RefSeq, a predicted model, not a curated record
GACAGAAGAAGGUGGAGGAAGAAGAACGGAAAGGAAGAGAAAAGGAGUAGGAGGUGGAGGAGGAAGAAGAGAGCCGCGAGUGCGACGACCGGGCCACAAUAGUGUGCGCCUGUUUGUUGUUUCGUUGGCCGGUUUUCGGUUCGCGUUUCCGUGGAUCCGCCCGAUUGAAAAAAAAGAGAAAGAGAAAGAGAAAGAGGAAGGAGGAGGAGGAAAAGAAGAAGAAGAAGAGGAAGAAAAAAGAAAUCGUGUCGCGAGGAGAAGGAAAAGGAGAAGGAGAAGGAGGAGGAGGAGGAGGAGGAGAGCGGGAUAAUCGGAGCACGAGUCACACGCACCCGGGGGAGAAACAGGAAGGGAUACACGCACGCGGUGAACCCCGUCGUCCGAGGGGAGAGAAAAACAUCUCCUCUCUAACGCGAGUGUGAAAUAAUAGUAUAUAAUCCAAGUGUGGUGCCGUUUAUAUCGUUAUAUAUAUAUAUACACACACAUAUAGUUUCUGUUAACGUUGUUUUCCAAUAUAUAAAUCGUCCGUCGUCGAUGUAAUAAUACGCAUACACGUUAUUCUUAAAAAAAAAAAUACCUUCUCUGUCCGUCGUCGCGGAAGUCGCGGGUGGUGGGCCCAGACCGAGAGGAACUCAGCGGAGAGGAACCCAGUGAAUCACCUGUGGUGAUAUGCAGUAAACGGGAGAGGGGGAAACACGAAAUAUAUAUUUCUAAUUAUACAUAUAAUAAUUAUACGCUUGCACACACACACACAUAUAUAAAUACGAGUGAUAGAUAGAUAGAUAGAUGGAUAGAUAGAUGAUAGAUAGAUGAAUGGAUAGAUAGAUACGGUGAUGCACGGUGAAAAUACGUAACGCAGCUGGGGGCAGUCGGGGAUAAAAGUAGUAGAAUAGACCGAAAGGAAAGAUAAAGGAACAGGAAGAGAAAUCUGUCACGGCGUGAUCAGCCGGAGGAGAGCGAGAGAGACUCCCCGGAUAUAUUCAUCAUGCAUACGCACGCAUACGCGCAUAUUACAUAUAAAUAGAUGCAUAUAUACGUAUGACGUUGCCCGCGAUACGACGACGCUCCGUCGUCGACGUGUUCUCCAGUUCCGAUCUUCACCUUUCUCGUCUCUCCUCUUCUCGUUUUCUUUCUCUUUCUCGCUCCCCUUUCUUUUCGAUUCGUGCACGGAUCCCUCGCGUCGACCGACCAUCGACGAGUUCGUCGUUGACACCGAUCGACCGACCAACUCCACCGCGAUCCCCCGAAUUUCAUCCCCUUCUUUCCUUUCCACGCGUCACGUUCUCUCUCUCUCUCUCUCUCUCUCCCUUCCCCCUCGCGUCCCAAUCAUCGACGCAAAAACCAUCGUAUCUUCGCCUCAUCCGUUUCUUUCUAUCCCAUCGGUACACGUGUUUCCGUGCGCGCAUUCGUCGCAUAUCGCCCCAUUCUUCCUCUUUCUCUCCUACACCUCCCCUCUGCACACGUUCUCUCUCUCACCGCUCUCCUCCCUUUCGUUCUUCUCUUGAUCCAGUGACGUCGCUCUUGCCGUGUCUUCGAGUCCUCCCCGAGUCGUCGCCUCCAGAAACCUUCUUCCUUUCCCCCUUGCGCAUCGAAUUACGCGGCAGAUUCGAUAUAAUCGAGUGGAUCUUUGUUAAAGAACCUUAAUCUUCGAACGAUCCCCUUACCCGUUUAGCUCGAACUGGACGGAGAGAAGACGGAAGAGAAGCGCGAAGGGAACGGAAGCAUUCGAAGCAACGGUCGAGUCGAGCGAAGAUCUGUCGCGACGAUGUGGGGCGCGAGAGGCUGUGGCCGAUUCGAUUGAUAGGCGAAUCUCUCCUCGUUGCGAUUCCAUCGAACGGAUCGGAAGCAUUGGCCCAUUCGGUUGUUCCUGCACCCUUUCGAACGAAACGUCCUUUCCUUUCCUCCGUUCGUCGUCGAAUCCAUCGAACAUCGUUCACACACCGGACGAGAUAUAUCGGAGGUUGUGCGAGGGACGGGGAAAGGCGGGAAGAUUGGCGAUCGACUGGCGACCUCUGGUUCCUUGGGCUUGAAUUCUCCCCUGGCUGAGUGACGAACAAGCUGAACGACAGUUUUAGAUAGCUGCCGGACGUCUGUUUAACCGUCUGAAAGGCUACACCAAGUUCCUAGGAUUCUUCGGCCUUCCUCAGUGGGGAUUUAUCGAUUUCCACCGACGAAAAUAAAGCGGACUCGGUCUUUCGUCGAUUUUCGGCCCGCGGUGAAUCAUUUUCUAGAAACUUCUUGGGGAGGGGAGGUGGAGAAGCGACGAUGAUACGCAACGUCGAUACUCGGCUGUGCAAAUGUCGUCCUAGCACCGCUCCUCGGGAUCGCACGUUCGAGCUCUCCUGAUCGACUCGUCUUCUCGUUUCCUCCACCGAUCCAGGAAAAAAGCUCCACGAAAAACGUUGGAAACGCGUCUAAAUAUAAGUCGCGUGGCGUAUCUCGCGUUAUUUUAAGAAAACGUGAUCGAAUCGUUUCUAUCGGGCAAUCCUCUUCCCAGUCUUCGAGAAAACGAUCUCUUCUUCUUCUUCUUCUCUCUCGAAUUAGAGAGAGGUGUUUUACGCCCCUCCUCGCAACAAUCGCCGCCACUUUCGACCCUCUUCGAUUUUUCAUCCCUUUACCUCUCUCUCUCUAUCUCUCAUAUUCCUCCCUCUUAUCUCUCUCUUCAACGAUAACUCGAUUAUUCGGGUCCCUUUCUCUCGAUCCCGGUAACACCUUUUCGGCCGGUUGCCGCGUGCGGACGGCGCAGUACGCGUGCGUAAUAUUCGACACGCGCGUCACGACGCAGAGCCCGUUUCUGACCGACGCGGUUAUAAAUAAAACGCGCGCCGUGGCCGCGGCACCGCAUUACGCUCGAUCCUCUUUCGUGCCGGUGUAACAACGUGUCAAUGAAAAUAGAGACAGCCUGUCUACCUUCCUCCGGUGUGGAAACGGAACUGAUUACGCGCGGACACCAUCCGCGUGUCACUCCUACUACUUCACGAUUUUCACCCACGAGUCUCUCGAUUCCACCUCGGAUCAUUAUCGAAUACGAUAAAUGAAUCGAAGGAGCGUCGUGAUUCAUGUUCUUCUUUCCAAGUCGAUAGAAUAUCCCAACGAAUUCCGAGGAGCGCGUAACAGUAAGAAUAAUAAUUGAUCGAUGAUAAAUCUCCACGCGGAAUCAUAGUGAAACUGUUUCGAAGAUUUCCAAUAAGCCUUGCACGAGCUCGAAAUCGGGUGUACAAACUUGCCCACCUAACCGCGAUUAACCGAAUUGAUCUCGUUAUCCAGCAAUAACUCGAGCCUGUACAGAGCACGGUUGGCGGUCCUGUCCCGGCUCUACGUUUGACUCGAUAACGAGUCAAUUAUCGAUUGAACCUUAUCGCGGGCGAAGCUGCCCGAUACACUUGAGCGAGCCACGUUACGGAACGCCUGUGAUUCGGCGACGAGGCCAAUCCCCCGUUCUUCAAAUUUCUUCAAAUCUCGCGCGAAAUUAACUUUCCACCGUCCUACGCUCGACUCCUGCCACAAUUAAUUACCACAACGAUUGAGAACGGGUCGGCAACACCGCCUCUCGAGAUUGCAGCCGUCGAAAUUGUGUACGAAUACGGGACGAUCGGGAUUGGCGCGCGCAUGCGCGAGAAAUCCUUGCAGCUAAUUGGCCGGAACGAUUGGCGGCGAUAGAUGGCGACCGAUCUUCGCUCGGGUGGGGAACUCGCGCGCCCUCUGCGCUCCUUCGGUAUCGCGUGACGUUGUCGCGGUUCGUUGCCACCGCCGAUAUCGCGCCCCGUGCUUUUGAAACGGGCCAACAACAACAACAACAACUGUGCACAAGCGUGAGCCACCGCGCGCCUCGAUAAAAAUUCCCUUUCUCUUUAAUUACUUCUCAUCGUCGUUAUCUUCCUUAAAGGAAAGGAGAAACAACUCGGACGAUUCGAAAGAUUCGCUCACGCUCGUGUCUCUCUCUCUCUCUCUCUCUCUCUCUCUCUCAAAGGGAAGCGAAAAACAACACCAUGCCAUGAGCAAUUUUUGUUCCGUGUAGCGAACUGAAACUCGGAGGAAGGAUCCAUCGGUCUAGGAGCAGUGUCGCCCCCUCGAAUCCUGGAAGGGUUCGGAAGCUGAAAGAAAUUGACGCGGGAUAAUAAGAUACAAAGUCGGGCGGAAGAAGUGGUUGGUUCCACGUUAAACUGUGAUGACCGGGUACCGGUCGGGCGAAGCAGCGGAGAGCGAAGCCUCGAUCCCAUCGUGCACCGUCCGGAUACCGGUGCACAGGCCGACCAACGAUCGACGAGAGAAGAGGGAAGAAGCGAGCCCCGGCGAUCAACGGACAAAUAUUAUUGUUAAUAUUAUCGCUGUUGUCGUCUGGCCGCGGCUCGACGCGUUAAGAAGUCGGGGUUACGAGGAGGGUGGAAGGAUGGGCAGCAGCGGCGUGGAUUCGCGCAGUUUUUCGUAGAAAACGGGAGCACCGAUCACGAGAGCGGCGACGCGAGGGCCGACGACGAAAGGAAGACGAGGCACGCGGCGCGGAGGGACGCGGCAAGGUUGGAGCGCGGCGGAGUCGGUCGGCUCGAACGGAGGGAAAGCGAGCAGACGGAGGAAAGGACAGGAAGAGGCGAGCAGCCGGAGAGUGAGCGGUCUAUGACGUUACCGGUGGCCGUCUACGUCACGUUAACGGUAACGGUAAUCCUCGUAUACACGACACGCACGCGACCUAGUCGCGGCGCUGAGCGGAGCAAGUGGAGAGUAGUAUAGCGGGUAGCGAGCUAGCGAGCGACCGCCUCGAGGAAUUUAAAAGUGAAACUGUGACGAUCCACCGCCACUCCACGCGUUUCCCCCUUCUCUCCUAUUUGCUAUCGUUCUCCACCGUCUACGUUCUCCCUCGACGUCGUCUUCUUCUUCUUCUUCUUCUUUUUCUUCUACUUCUUUUUUCUCUCUCGCUUUCUUUCCCUCCCUCCCAACACCUUCCCUCCUCCUCCUCCUCCUCGUUCCUCGCUCCUUUCUCUUUCUCUGGCCGCCGCUUUGUUUCCUCUACUCCCUCAUCACGGUUUCGCCUGUCGUCUGUCUGCGUUCCUCUUCUCUUCGUCUCUCGGCCCCCUUCCCGCACGCCCCUCGGUCGCCUCGUGAUCGUGACACGGAAGGGAACGCGCGGCGCGCAGUGAAAGUGAUCGACAUUACGAUUUUUCCGGCUAGCGAACCCACCCCCCUCUCUGGGCUCGCCUCGAGAAAAAGGCGGAUCGUAGGAGAAUGAUGACACGCAGGUGCGAGGAGACGGGGAGCAGCUGAAGGCGGCCGCCCGAUCAAGGUGUCGUCCACUUCCGGAACGCAGGUGGGGGAAAAGAGGCUACGCUAACAGCUGCCGCUCACGUUGAUGGCCGAUCAUCGACGAACCAAAAAUGAAUUAUGACCCUUACGAGCAGCCCGUGUGAGCUAGACAACAUGAGCUUGUUUCAAGACCUCAAGUUGAAAAGGAGGAAGGUCGACUCCCGAUGUAGUAGCGACGGGGAGAGCAUGGCCGACACCUCGACCCUGUCGCCGGAGGCUAACAUGCCGGGCUCGCCGGGCUGCCCCGUGGUCAAAGUGAAAAGCGAGUAUCUGCUUGGCAUACCGAGCCCGGGCACGCCGCGCGAUCCUCUUCGCGGGACGGCAAGCGUCGGGCUGGAGCAUCCCCGGGAUACACCCUGCUCGGACCGCGCCUCGCCCGACUCGGUCUUCCCCGACGCCAGCUCGAUAGUCGGCUAUGCCAGGGUGGUCGAGGAACAGCAGCAACACCACCAUCAGCAGCACCAACAGCAGCAGCGUUCCGCCACGCCGACCAUGCCCACCAGGCUGUCGCCGUACUCGCCUAUGCAGGCGGUCUCCACGACGCCCAUGCCGCAGGAGCAACCGACCUCGAGGAGCGACAGCCCCGAGAAGGUGGACUUGUCCUCGGCCCAGACCAAGGAGGAGUCCGACAACUCGGUUUUCGACGGGGGAGGCGGCGGUGGCAGCGGGGGCGGCGGUCGUUCCGAGACCUCCAGCCAGCCUAGUCACCGGAGCAGCCCGUCCUCCCAAUACAGCCCCAGCCAGAGCAUGAGCCCUGGCGCGAGCACGACUCACGUUAGCCAGCAGCAGCAGCAGCAGCAACAGCAGCAGCAGCAGCAAACGUCGGCAGGGAGCCUGAGACCGCGAGUACCCUCGGUGCCCCCGCACCUGUUGGCUCACCAUCAAUUCUGGUCGCAGAACAACGGCAUACAGGGGUUCGCCACCCAGAGGCUGUUGAACGGAGUGAUCAGCAGCGCUGUGAACUACGGGCAGACGGUGGCGGUCGCGUCCACCAGCAGCACGACGAGUUUGAGCACGGGGAGCAGCGGGAACGGGGCGACCUCGACGAGCGCGGGGGCCGCCGCCGGUGCAGCCACGGGGGCCGCCUCCUCCUGCGAGACGAUGAAGCCGCCGGCGCAGAGGCCAGCGCCGGCACCCCCGAGGCCGCCACCCACCGUGAUAAUGGGCGAGAUCGGCGGCGUGCGGACGAUGAUCUGGUCAGCGCCACCCCUGGACCCCGUGCCACCCCCGGCGGCCUCGUGGACGGCGACAGCCGCGGCGGCGGCCGCGGCGUCCUGCUCCUCGUCGGAGGAGUCGGCCGCCCAGCUGUUGCUCAACCUCGGCCAGGAGUCGAGGGGGAAGCCGGCAGCGGCGGUGCCCUACUCGUCCGGGCCCCCGCUCAACAUGGAGAGGCUGUGGGCCGGGGACAUGACGCAGUUGCCGGCCGCCCAGCAGAUGCAGGCGCUCAACCUGACCGCGUCCGGGUCGGGGCAGGCGUGGGAGCGGAACGGGGGGGUGGUCAAGUCCGAGGCGGCGGCGUCGCAGCCGAUGUCGGUCGCGCCCCCCGCGCCGCCGAUGCCGCCCCAGGAGCACGAGGAGGACGAGACGCCUAUGAUAUGCAUGAUCUGCGAGGACAAAGCGACCGGCCUGCAUUAUGGGAUCAUCACGUGCGAGGGGUGUAAAGGUUUCUUCAAAAGGACUGUACAAAAUAGGCGAGUGUACACAUGCGUGGCGGAAGGUGGUUGCGAAAUCACAAAGGCCCAGAGGAACAGGUGUCAGUACUGUCGUUUCAAAAAGUGCAUUGAACAGGGUAUGGUCCUUCAGGCGGUUCGAGAAGACCGGAUGCCUGGGGGAAGAAAUUCCGGUGCUGUGUAUAACCUUUACAAGGUGAAGUACAAAAAGCACAAGAAAAGUAACAAAACGAGCGGAGUGGGUGGAGGCAUGGGUGGCAUAAGUAGCGGGGGUAACGUUGGCGGUGUUAACGGGUCGGGAUCCCUUGGUGGUAGCAAAAGCGCCAUGGGCUCGACGAUGCUCGACAAGCACAUGGCCGUGGCCGCGGUCGCUCACCAUAGCCAACAGCAGCACGUCCAGCUGGCUGGCGGUUUCCUUCAUCAUCACAAGAUCUCGUCCGGCGACCCGCUCAACUCCCAAUCUACCACCAGUCACUCGAGUCACCCUGCGCACUCGGGCCACCUGGUCAACGGGACGAUCCUCAAGACGGCGCUCACCAACCCCUCCGAAGUGGUACACUUGAGGCAGAGGCUAGACAACACGGUAAGCAGUUCGAGGGAUCGAUCUUUCCCUUUCGACGCCACUGUCGCCAUGAUCCAGUCCCUCAUAGACUGCGACGAGUUCCAAGAUAUUGCCACGUUGAGGAACUUGGACGAGCUGCUGGACCAUAAAUCAAAUUUAAGCGACAAGCUGUGUCAGAUAGGGGACAGUAUAGUGUACAAGUUGGUGCAGUGGACCAAAAGGUUACCGUUUUACCUUGAGCUACCGGUCGAAGUUCACACGACAUUGCUCACCCACAAGUGGCACGAGAUCCUCGUGCUGACCACCUCCGCCUAUCAGGCGAUACACGGUCAGCACAAGUUCUCCAACGUCGGCAGCGACGCGAUGGGAGCGGAUUUUAUGCAAGAAGUUUCGAACAACAUGUAUACGUUGCAAACGUGCCUAACGAACAUGAUGGGCCGGCCGAUAACCAUGGACCAAUUGCAGCAAGACGUAGGCCUGAUGGUGGAAAAGAUUACGUAUGUCACGUUGAUGUUCAGGAGGGUUAGAUUACGGAUGGAGGAGUACGUCUGUCUGAAAGUAAUCACCAUGCUCUCGCAAGCACGUGGAGGUACGAUGGAAUUAGAACAUCUACAAGAACGAUACAUGAGCUGUCUGCGAAGUUUUGUCGAGCACAGCGCCCCACAACAGCCGAAUCGGUUUCACGAUCUUCUCGUCAGGUUGCCGGAAGUACAAUCGGCGGCAGCUCUUCUACUCGAGAGUAAAAUGUUCUACGUUCCUUUCCUAUUGAACUCAACAAUUCAAAGAUAGUAAAUAAAAAACAAACUGACGAUAAACGAAGCUGAAUACCUAUAUAUACAUACUAUACAUAUAAAUAUAUACAUAUAUAUAUAUAUAUAUAUAUAUAUAUAUAUAGAGAUAUAAAUUUAUAUAUAUAUACAUAUAUAUAUAUAUAAAUAGAAUCGAACAAACAAAGAGCAAGAGCAAACAAAGAGAGCAGGAAAGACUUGUGCGGAAAAAAAGGGGGAAAAGCUUUGUUUGCGUAUGUAUAAUAAUUAUAUAAAAAAAAAGGUAUAUAUAUAUAAAUAAUAUAAAUAAUAUAAAUGUGUGUGUUCGUUGCGUUGUACAAAAAACGAAGAAGGUUGAGAAGGGAACGGGGAACCUGUGAAAAGCGUGAUAAAAAAACAGACGAAACAAACGUUGAAAGAAGAGAAAAAAAAGAGACGAAAGAGAUACGAGAAGAAGAAACGAGAAACGAGAAGGAAACGUGAGCGAAAUUUGGGCGAAAAAGAAAAAAAAAAAAGGAAGAAAGAAAGGAAAAAAAGGAGAGAGAAUGCUUUAAAUAAGAAGAAAUAAGAAAAAAAGAAAAAAAAAGAAGAAAAAAAAAGAAAAAAAAAGAAAAAGAAGAAAAUUAACGAAAGAAAAUAAUAAAAAAUUCGAGAGAGAGCGAGAGAGCGGGAGAGAAAGAGAGGGAGAGUUAGAGAUAGAGAGAAAGCGCGCCACCUCGAGAUGGGAAAUCAAUCCGAGGAGGGGAACUGAACUUUUUUAUCGAAACUAAAAGACUAUAAUAAUAUAUUUCUGUACGCAGUACCGCGCAACUACGUCAUUGUGUGUUCACGUUGCAUAAUCCGAUCGAUAAUAAGACUCUCGUUACGUACGCUCACUGUAGGCCACCUACUACCACCUACUACUACUGCUGCUACUAUUACUACUACUACUACUACUACUACUAUUACUACUACUACUACUACUACUACUACUACUACUACUAUACUGCUACUAUUACUAUUACUCUCCAUCACUAUCAAACUACAAAUAGCAGACUACCAAAACGACCGAAAGAUCAAUCGACCGAUAUCGAUGAUAAUGGUGAUCAUAGCGAUGAUAUAACGAUGAUAUAAUUCAGUCAACCACGACGACGACGAUGAUGAUAAUGACGACGACGACGAUAAUGAUUUCGAUGAUUUCGAUCGUGAUGACCGUGAGUUACCAAUUAUUAAGGCACAAACGCAAAACAAUCGUUGGACGGAAUCGAUCGCCACGUUUCUGAAUAUCUUUGCAUGCAACUAUAAUAUAUAUAUAUAUUAUGUAUAGUAUAUUAUACUAUAUUAUAUAUAUAUAAUAUAUAUAUAUAUAAUACAUACAUAUGUAUAUUAUAUAUACUAUAUUGUAUAUAUAUAUAUAAUGUAUAUAAUACAUACAUAAUAUCACGACGGACGAACACGUACGUAUUAUCCAUUCUCGAGGAAAAAAAGUGAUUUUAAACUAUAAACGCUCGAAUAUUCUCGAAAAUCCACACAAUGAUAAUUCUAUCUUUAAAUCAAACGAUUAUUAUUCUCAUUUAUUCCAUACCGUGUGAUAUAUUUUAUAUAUAUUGCAUUUGUUUAUAUAUAUAUAUAAAUAAGAGAAGAUAUACGCGGCCCUCGAAUAAAAUUUUCCAGUCGAUUGGAAUUUUGAACCGGGACCUUUUGAAUGGAUGUUGAUAAAAAAAAAAAAAAGAAAAAGAAAAAGAAACGAUGGCGGUGUUCGCGUGACCGUUGGAUCUCGAAUAAAAAGAAAAAUUGAAACUAUAUAUUCGUGAAAGGUUCAGAGAGCAAUCUCGAUGUCUGAUCGCAAAGGUGUCCUACCAUUGUACCGAAAGAAAAGAAAGCCCCGACGUUGAACACAUUCGAAUGGAAAUCUUGGUUAGGAUCUAGGCUACAGACUUAUCGAUUCGUGAAUCGUCCUUGUUAUUAUUGUCGUUCUUGUCGUCGAUCAACCACUCCGAAUCAUGGUCCAAGCGCGCAACACAGAAGACUAUAUAAUAUAUAUAUGUGUAUAUAUAUACAUGCAUACAUACAUAUAUAUAUAUAUAUAUUUAUCGUUUUGUUAAUUUACAAUUUUAUCGUCAUCAAUGUAAAUCUUGACGCGUUAUAAUAUCAUAUGCAUCAUAUUCACCACCGGUCGAAGAUGUCCUUGUUCGUAAUCGAUAUUUUACUCGUUCUUCGAACGAUCCGAUCCUCCAUUUCUCUCGGACCGUUACACGCCUGAGACCGUUACACGUGACACGCGUUUUUAGAGCUUACAAAAAAGAAAGAAAGAUAAGCGCGCCUCGUACAAAAUCUCUCGUGGACUAUUUGCUUCGCGUACGAACGGGACGGACGCUUUUGCGACGAUUUUUAAAACGGAGCUCGCUUCGACUCGAAAUAUUGCAAAAUAUAUUUUGCAAAAUUUUUCUAAACGAAAAAUGUAUUUCUCGUAACGAUAAAUAAUUUUUCGACGUAAGGGGAACUUUUUAACGUAUAACAUUUUUUAUAUAGUUCUAAUAUGAAUUCGUAGCCUGCCGUAUAAUAAUCGAAGUGAUAUCUUUUCUAUCGAUGAAUCCUUCAGGGAUCGGAUCGUUCGAAAUGUGGCCGUGUGCGCGCGCGCGCGCGCGCGUGCCCUCUUCGUUUCUCGUUACCAGGUGUUCACCAUUGAUCCGCGAACGAAAGAUUGUUUUUUAUGAUUCCUCGUUGAAACGACUGCGAUAAUUUCAUAGUAUUAUAUACAAGAAGAAAAGAAAAGAAAAGAAAAGAAAAGAAAGAAAGAAAGAAAGAUAAAACGUGUAAACGAACGAAAAAUACGAACAGCAAGAAACUUGGUAUUUCUCUUCCGCGAGGAAGCUUGUGUUCGACGAUAGAAAGAAAGAAAGAAAAAAAAAGAAAGAAACGAAAUUAAAAUUUCAAUAUAAUUUUUCUUUUCCCUCGCGUGGAUUUCCAAUUCGAUUUAUGCAGUUUCUCCUGGUUUGAAAUUUUAAAUCGUCAAAUAUUAGAAUAAUAUAUAUACGUGUUUAAUUUAAGUUGAGGUGUGUGAUAAUUCAGUAAUUCCUCGCGGCGGAAAAGAUACCACGAUUUCUCAAGGAUUGGCUCAAUUAUUUAAGAUAAGCGAAACCCCUUAUAGGAAAUGGAAAUACACGGAUAAAAAGCGAACCGGUAGCUGACGCCAUGUCAGAAAUGUCUUGUUCGUGUGUUGAAAAGGAAAAAAAAGAAAAAAAAAGAAGAGGAAAAAAAAAGAUAAUAAUGAAUAAUGCUCCUUGUAUACGCAUGUUAUGGUUAAUCUGCGCACGUUCUAUCACAACGUGAUUGUUUCAUCUUGCCUCCAUAGAAGUUAUCGUAAACACGCGCUAUUCACCGGUACGCAUACCGAUCACGAGUACGAUGAAAUCGAAAUAUUUCCCUCUCCUUCUCUCUCUCUCUCUCUCUCUCUCUCUCUCUCUCUUUUUCUCUCUUUUUGAUUUUUUUCGAUUCCGAAGUGUCAAUAUGCCUUCGGUCGUGUUGCAUUUAUCACCUUGAUCAAUUUCAAUUUCGCGCUCAUCAUCGCGUUCAUUCUAUCUAUCUAUCUAUAUAUUUACUAUUGAUAUUUUUACGUAAUAUUUUUUUAAUCGAGACGAUAAGUUAUCAAGCGAAUUUCUGCUCAAAACAAGUUCUCUACUCUCGACAACAAUCUCGUUGUCUUUUUUUUUUUCACAUCUCGAUUCACAAUUUCGCCGGACUCGUGGUCGCGAGCGCACAUACGAAAAAAAAAAAAGAAAAAAAAAAAUAA